AUUCAAUCCCAAUGCGUGCAAUGAAUUUAAAACGUUGUACUAUCACGCCAUAGUGCUUAAACUUCCGAUAUAACAUGCGAUAGCAAUAUGUCAUUUAAGAAACAAGUGUAUUCGUUCAGAGUAAAGCACUUCGACAACUUGAUAUGAUAGACGAUGCCGAUUACUAUUGAGGACAGCAUAAAGCUAAGCGCAGAUGUCCAUGUGCGCAAUAAGAUGAUGUAAAGUUUCGGGGAUCCUCUUGGAGCAUGGCAUAGUGGUUUCAAAAUAAUGAUUCACCUGUUAUAAGUAAUAUAUUAUAUUGGACAUGAACUUUUUACUUAAUCUCACCAAAGAGAUUGUUGGUAGUCUUUGGAAUAAUGGGCGAGACAGGUGAUUUAGUAAAGGAACAAUUAGAAGAUUUAAAAAAAGAAGUGCAUUCAUUACACGAAGAAAACAACAAACUGCGAAGAGAGCUUGACAAAACCACUAAAGAAAAAAAGCAUCUUGGAGACAAACUCAAGGAAACCACUGAAGAAAAACAGCAUAUUGAAGACAAAAUAAAAGCGUAUCUUACACUAAGUGACAUUCUACAGGAAUAUAAAACAGAGCUCAAUCAACUCAGAAUUGAACACAAAGCAUUGCAAGACAGGUUAAAACAAAGUGAAAGCAUGGAAUCAAGGCCAGCCAAGAGUGAAUCCCGCAUAUCUGACGUCGACCACCGCCUCACCAACGGACUUGAUCAGGAACAACGGAACAACAACACACAAGAAUCACAAAAAUCACUUGAAAGGCUAGCGAUAGCCGACGAAAUUCUGCGUUCCAAUUCUGACUUCCCGCCAGUUCGCACCCAGGAACUGUUCGGCGCCAAUGAAAACGAGCAUCGCCAGAGAGUGGUUUACGGUUCUCAAAAUGCUUCAAAGGGUGGCGAAAAACAAUCAGAAAUUUCGCGUCUGAAGGAUUCGUUUCCCUGUCAGGAAAGCAUGCCGCCCGAGAGCGAACAGGCUUAUCGGUCGGGUUCCACAUCGAUAACUGGUCUUGGGUUCCAUGUUCUGUCCGACAAGGACUUUGGCAGCGAUAUCACCAAGGCAAGUAACGGCGACCUGAUGACUUUCAGCGUUCCCAAUGGCUCGACCAGAGCCGACGUGAUGACUUCGUCUCAGAGGAAAGGUACUGUGGAUGACGAGGACAUUGAAAAGGCGUUGCAAUCUUUGAAGCAAAUUGAUCGUACGCCAGAUAUGAAAUCUGCGAUUGCGACAUUCCAGUCCUGUAGUGAUCAACUUUCCAUAUAUAAGAAGGCAAAUUCUGUUUUGAUUGAGAAACAUAACAUUUCGGCGAAACGAAUUAAGGAACUGGAAUCUUUUCAAGACAAGCUCCAAUUGUCCUUCCGCCGGUUGGAAGAGGACAAUGCCCGUCUGUUGGACCGUAUCCGUUGCUUUGAGCAGGAAAAGCACGCCAGCUCCGAACUUGCGCAAUCCGGCUUGUCUGGUGCCCAGAACGGAUGGGUCCAUGUUCAGGCUAAGGCAACUUUCGACAAGUCCCAGAAAACGAGCGUUUCGGACUUGGAGGGGCGCAACGCUCAGCUUCUCGAGGCCAAUCAGCGCUGGUCCACCGAGUGGAACCGACUGAAGGGCAGUUUAGAGGACAAAAUAAGGGACCUGGAGCGGGAUAGGGACCGCUUGGAACGCGAGAAAACCGAUCUGGCCCUUGCUGAGGACGCCAAGGUGCGCGAUUAUGAAAAGAUGCUGAUGAACGCGAAGAAAAUGCGGGAGGAAGAGGAGAACGCUAAAGAGGAGGCGUUAUCCCAACUGCAGAGCGCUAACCACCGCGUGGACACAUUGCAGUCCCAGGUUACUGACCUGCAGGACCAGGUGUCACGCUUGACCAGGGAGAAACAGACUCUACUAUCUAGGCCUCAACCAGUCGUAACGUCGCCGCACGACUCUGGCGUGACUCACCACUACGAUACGGAGAUUGUCGUGCUCCGUCAGCAGAUCCUGCUCUUCCAAGAGGACUUUGAACGGGAGAGACAGGACAGGGCCAAGGCCCAGCAACUCAUCCACGAGUACAAGGCGAAGAAUGAUAAUUUGAAGAAACGCGUUCGACACGUGGACGAGAAGUAUGCACGUUUGGAAAUGGAGUCACAGGAAACUAAAAGGAAACUUCAAAAUGAAAAUGAAAAACUGCAACGGGAAAUUAAAAGCCUUCAGGAGUUAGUACGGCGGGCGCAGACGCAGCAAGUGCAGCGGGACUUACAACGGGACCUGUACGCGCAGCAGGUGCGAGCCGGUCCCCAGCCCCAGCAGUACGUACCCCAGCCUCAACAGUUCGUGGUCCUGCCGCAGGCGUACGGCGGACGAACACGAGUCGGGGAGGGCUUCGGUUAUCCGUCGCCGUCGGCAAUGAGUCCACAGUACAACCGUACAUACGUCAUGCCUCAGACGGAACAUCUGCAAGGCGCGUGGUCGUGCAAACAAUGUACCUACAUUAACUGCCCGGAGCGAACCGUGUGCGAAGUGUGCGGGUAUAUACAAAGCCCACCAUCGACAAACAUGCGACGGGAUCCUUCGUCCGGAAAUCUAUACCCGAGGGGUGAACCACAAGAACAUCAGCAAGUUUUUACAUACGAUGGUGUGAAACCGGGAGACGUUAUAAUGGCUGGUUGAACAUGAUAUUGAUUAGCACCAUCUAAACAACAUCGGCCCCUGCGUCUUAUAACGUCAUCUCAACUACGUUACCGUCCAUUAAAUUUCGCGAUGUACGGUGAAAAUUGGCAUCCAUCCGUCGCAGCAUCAACAACCAAUGUCUUAGUUCACAACUGAAUAUUUAAAAACGAUUGCCGAGCAAAAUGGUCGAUUCGUUGUUGAGAAAAUUCCUCAGUCGACCGAAAAUGCCAUUGUUCAAGUACAAUUGCAUAGAACAGAGUACAGGAGGAGGCGUGCAACACAGAAUGAGUUUAGAUGCGAGUCUGGAUAUUUUGUACUUGUUAAAUGGCAUUUUGAGCGAAGGUUUUAUUGAAGCAAAUGGGUAUUGCAUAUAGAAUGGAAAUACACGUUUUGUCAACACCCUUUCGAACUUUGAAUUAUAUAAAAAUACCAAUAUGAAGUUAUUUAUAAAAUACCAAUAUGGAAUAAAAGUUCCUAUGUCAGUGUGAACUAAAACACGUCCUCGCUGCAAAAUAAAAUAAAAAGGC
This is a messenger RNA of Dreissena polymorpha, 3169 nucleotides long. Its product is annotated as TNFAIP3-interacting protein 1-like. NCBI's taxonomy places the organism in Eukaryota, Metazoa, Mollusca, Bivalvia, Myida, Dreissenidae. Gene Ontology annotation, biological process: regulation of transcription by RNA polymerase II; cellular response to lipopolysaccharide. The record is from RefSeq and is a predicted model, not a curated record. Bases 357 to 2642 code for a protein of 761 amino acids. The transcript is spliced from 17 exons.